GUGAAGGACAGAAACCACCGGGGUUCCCGAAAUAAACUGAGGGGACGCAGACACGCGCGCACACACACGUAGGAUACACACAGAGAAAGGCUAAAGAGAGAGAGAGGGAGACAGAGAGAGAGAGAUACACACCGGCGGAUGGCGAAGCAGAACCGAAGAAAAGACACUACAGCGUAAGAAGAAAAGCGGUAUCGCUUCCCCUCAUCUUUUCUUGCUUGAGUGGAGAGAAAAGCAGAAGACAGGUGUACUUAUUGAUAUGGAUUUAUUCCUUUAUUUAUCCAUUGAUUUUGCUUUAAUUGGUGACCCGCGGUAGAGAAAGAGGGAGAAACCGCGAGGGGAGGAGAGGGAGGAGCGAAAGUCAGACAGGAGGGUCCUGCGUAACCUUACUUUAUUAUUUGAUUAUUCCUAUAUUUUACCAAAUAUUGGUUUUGCGUGUUAUCAUUGUGUCGCUUUAUGUGCGUGUAUUCUUCAGCAGACCAGCCAGCUACUAACCAAAUCGUUACGAGAACCAAAAAGAAGCAACUCCAGGACAGUUCCCUGUACCGAGCAUUCACCGAUUGGACAGUGUUUUGUUUGACACUUUUCAUGACAGUGCGGGAGGAGAAAUCUGUCUUUUCACAGCCUAAACCAAAGCAAACCCUUCCGAGGACUGAGACGGAGACAGAGAGCCUCUGCGAUCUUUACGCACAGCUGUGUGGACACAAUACAUGGAGUCCAAUUGUGUCUGUGUUACAUCCAAUGGAGAGCAGCUGAGAGAGGAGCACCAACUGUACUAGAUUCACAUGGGUGCUAUGAUAACAGAUAGCGUCAGCUGUCCAGUCACCUGCAGCCUGUGUUAGCCUUUAUGGGUAGCAGCUUUUACAUUUUCUCCCCAAAACAGUCGUUGCUGCGCGUCCUGCACGUCGCUGUGCGUGUGUGUUUGUGUGUGUGCCGAGUUGACACCAAGAAGCCGCAAGUAAGAGGACCGUAAUAUCCGUCUGUAUCCCAAAGUCACACAAUUCUAAAUACAGAGAAAUGUGAAUUUGCUGAGACACGGACUACUCGAUCCACGGAAGAAAAAGUCUCUUUCCUUCCCUUUUUCAAACCAUCCAAGCGUCUCGGCAACCGGCUCUCCACAAACCUGGAAACGCAUACGAAGAAAGGCCAAAGAACGACAGAAGCACGACGGAUAAGAAAAGAAGAAAACUGAGACUAAAAUAAAAAAACAAAACAAAAACAACGACCCCCAGGUCGACAGAGGACCAUGUUUGUCCCCCUGCCGGUCCCCUUCGUCUUUCAGAGAACAGCGUCCGACUUCAGCGCCUGGAGACUCAAGUCCUCGCUGGCUCCGCGGUCCAGCCCCGAUAUCAGGAUGUCUAAAGCAGCAGAGGAGGAGAAGCCUGGGGCUGAGUAUCCAGGGGACAGUUCAGACUCUGACAGAAACAGCCCCGAUGACCAGGUUGAGCCAAUGAAAACAAGCCCCUUCAGCGUCUCUCCCGGACCGGCUGGCAGCAAGGGAAAGAGCGAGCAGAGCGCUGAGAUGACACAUAGCACCGUUCCUCCUGCAACUCCCUCCCAGCAGCUACAACAACAACAACAACAGCUACAACAACAACAACAACAGCUACAACAACAGCUACAACAACAGCUACAACAACAGCAACAGCAGCAGCAGCAGCAACAGCAACAGCAGCAGCAGCAGCAACAGCAACAACAACAACAACACCACCACACACAGCUGAUGCUGGCUGGCAGUCAGCUAGCAGGGCUUGCUGCUCUCCUCCCGGCCCAGCAGCAGCUGCUCCUCCAACAGGCCCAGGCUCAGCUCCUGGCGGCCGCUGUUCAGCAGUCGAACGCCGCCCAUGCCGCGCAUGCUGCCCACGCAGCCGCGCAGCAUCAAGCCAACCAGCAACACCAGCAGCAGCAGCAGCAGAACCAAUCACAAUCCCAUCAGCAACAGCAGCAACAUCAAACCAAACAGGAACAAAAUGUCCCGCCUCCAACGCAGCUGGCCCUGUCGCAGCCAAUCCAGCUCACAGCCCAGGACAUCCAGCAGCUGUUGCAGCUCCAGCAGCUGGUUUUGAUGCCGGGCCAUCAUCUCCAGUCUCCUGCCCAGUUCCUCCUGUCCCAGCCAGCACAGGCACAGCAGCCGCAGCAGGGUUUGCUCUCGACACAAAAUCUGAUUCAGCUACCUCAACAAAGCCCAGGGGGACUACUGACAACCCCACCUCGCCUGGGACUCCAAGCACAGAGGGAGAAGAACAGCGACGUUGUGGUUGUUGGAAGCAGCGGUGGCGGUGGCGGCGGCGGCGGCUCCGUUGCUAGCGGUGGCGGUGUUGUGACGUCUGUGGGAGCCACCUCAGCGUCCAGCAGCACCAUUGCUUCCUCAUUGGCGUCCGGCUUGACUCCCGGAGCUCAUGGGGGUCACAUGGGGGAAGAACCCAGCGACCUGGAGGAACUGGAGCAGUUUGCCCGAACCUUUAAACAGCGCCGCAUCAAGCUGGGAUUCACCCAGGGAGACGUCGGCGUUGCUAUGGGAAAACUGUAUGGCAACGACUUCAGCCAGACCACCAUCUCUCGAUUUGAAGCCCUCAACUUGAGCUUUAAGAACAUGUGCAAGCUGAAACCACUGCUUGAGAAGUGGCUGAGUGAUGCAGAAACCAUGGCGGUAGACAGCAUGCUGCCCAGCCCGUCCUCUCUCUCCUCCCCCAUGUUAGGCAUCGAGGGUCUAUCCGGCCGACGCAGGAAGAAACGCACCAGCAUCGAGACCAACGUGCGAGUGGCCUUAGAGCGCAACUUCCACAUGAACCAGAAGCCUACCUCGGAGGAGAUCCUGCUCAUGGCGGAGCAGCUCAACAUGGAGAAAGAGGUGAUUCGUGUUUGGUUCUGCAACCGCAGGCAGAAAGAGAAACGCAUCAACCCCUCCAGCAGCACCACCCCUCCCCUGCCCAGCCAGACCUCGCCUGUUGUGACACACAAAGCCCCCUGCUACAGCCCGCACAUGAUAUCGAGUCACGGUCUGUCCCAGGUCACCACCUGCCUCAGCACAACAGCUGCCAGUUCUUCACCAUCCUGUCCCAUGACUCCCGUCAGCUCAGCUGCAGUAGGCUCCACCUCUUCUUCUGUGACCCCGCCUCCUCACAGCACAGCUAGCCCCGCCCCUCCCAACCUCGGGGCCCACGGCCUCAACACCGGGAACACAAUGAUGGGAGUAAGCACAGGGAUAAACCAGGCCCUCAUUGGCAGCAAUCCCCUGGCUACCAUGCAAGCCCUGGCAGCCAGCAGCGGUCAGCUGCCCAUCUCCAGCCUGGAGGGGGGAGCGGCUCACCUGCUUCUGGGUGGACCUGGGGGUCCCGCUAUACCUCCUUCCCUUCGCCCUUCCCUCUUCCUAAACCGCUCCACCCUCCUCCCCAUGGUGACCUGCUCCAUGGCAACAGCCUCCACACCUACCAUGGGACUGGUCAGCGGUGGUGGAGGUGGUAUUGGCGGCCCGAGACUCUCCUUUUCUCAGUCUCCGCCCCCUGGUGCCAGCAACCUCAUGAGCCCAACUUCGUGCCCUGAGGAGUCCGCAUCUCCUUGUUCAAGUCCCGCCUCUUUCUGUUCCUUUAGCGAAGCCUCGCCGCCGCCCCUGGGAGGGGCCAUGGCCGAGUGAUUCCUGACUAACAGCCAAAGUAUCCUAUCAGAGGAGGACGAGGAGGAGGAAGAGGAGUUAAAGGAGCUUUAAAAAUCUAAAUUUACAACCUCGCCUUUCAACCAAAGCCAUCUCUCUGUCUGAUCCAUCUCCAAUUUCGUCUCUCUCUUUCUGUGUCUCCCUGCUGAAGUCUUCUGAAGCCAAAAAUAUACACAGAUGGAUGACGGGAGAGAGCAAAGAGAGAAAGAGGAUGGACAGGAUAGAGAGAACUGCAGAACGGAGGGGGGGAAUUUGAAACCAAAUAAUGAUCAACAGCUGGAGAGGUGGCGUGGAGGAGUGUUUUUGCUUCGCGUCGGAAAUGAACAGCAUGCUUUUUAUUUGCUGGAAAAGAAAUAAACUCGCUGAGGGCAGGGAUGAGAAGUGAAACUGUGUGUGAGAAACGGGAGGCAAAAAAAAAAAGACUUGUUUAACAAGCUUGGAAGGUCAUAUGGUUGCAACCAAAUUUUGGAAAAAAGAAAAGAUGCGAGAAGAGAAACACACUUUCUAAGAUAAAAACCAAAAUCUCCAAAUACCAAAAACUGAAAACCAAAAAAGGAAACAAAAAACAACAAACGGAGAGAAAAGCUUUAGUUCAAAAAGACUUUUGCAUUCUGAUCAAUCCAGGAUCAGUUCAGUACUCCAUUCUACUUCACGCCAAACAUUUUCCAUUUCACUCAGGAUUUCCUUUAUUCUCAUUUUCAGUUUUACAAGACAUCUAUUUUUUCUUAUUAUUUUGUAUUCGUAUCUCUUUAUGGUAUUUCUUGCCAAAAACGUUUGUUUAAUGUUUUACAGUUGAUCUCACAUGCAUAAUAUAUACCUACCUCUCUCUUUACAGCUUUACAGUGAUAAACAUACCUACGUUAGAACAGACCGUGUUUGUUUUCACCAGCCUGGAGUGGCAGACGGGUGGGGUUACUACUAUAAUUACUAUAGCAUCAGGUAAGAUGCUAAUCCAUUCAUACUGUGCUGUAAAAAUAUUACUUUUCUGUGAAUGCCUGAGCUUUCUGGUAUUCAUCAGAUCCUAAUAUGUGGCCAAACUCACGCUACUGGUACAUAAAUAGCAUCAAACUAACGAUAAAUGUUGAAAAAUCUCAUUCGAUCUAGCUGUUUAAAACAUCCACACUGAGUUUUGGGGAUUAGUUACAUCUAGAAGAAAAGAAAUAGUUCAAAAUUAACAUUUCUGUGAGGAUUUUUAGCACCACUGUUAUCUUUAAUGCUUUAAUUACACACUCAGCAGUACUUAUACUGCCUACAAAAAGGAUACCAAAGGCAAGAUGUAAACAUUCUUGGGAUCAUUUUCAGCAUUAUUCUUCUUUUAUGUAUUCAGCCCAUACACACCAGUACCAUUACCAUGUCAUCUUCCAGACUGCUCAUCUACCACCAGACAGUCACUCUUGGAUACCAAAGCAUCGCCUCUGGCUGCGUUGUCUCUUGAUUCGCCCGGGAGACGAGUGUCCAGACAAAACCUCUGCAGUGUCAAAGGG
Molecule: messenger RNA, 5133 nt
Organism: Etheostoma cragini (Arkansas darter)
Lineage: Eukaryota; Metazoa; Chordata; Actinopteri; Perciformes; Percidae
Gene: pou2f2a
Product: POU domain, class 2, transcription factor 2
Exons: 16
Coding region: 1244-3631 (795 amino acids)
Biological process (GO): regulation of transcription by RNA polymerase II
Cellular component (GO): nucleus
Molecular function (GO): DNA-binding transcription factor activity, RNA polymerase II-specific; RNA polymerase II cis-regulatory region sequence-specific DNA binding
Source: RefSeq, a predicted model, not a curated record